Molecule: messenger RNA, 978 nt
Organism: Danaus chrysippus (African queen)
Lineage: Eukaryota; Metazoa; Arthropoda; Insecta; Lepidoptera; Nymphalidae
Source: the annotation of a GenBank genome assembly
AUGUCGACAGAAAUUAAUUUGGUUACUGACGCUUCAUCUCCAAAGGAUUCUCACAAGGAUUUUAAGGCUAUAGAUCUAAAUGAUGUGGAAAUGGUGUUUGGGACUCCCGCCUCUCCUAAAGGGAAGCCUGGGCAGGUGAAGCCAGAUGUACAUCUUAUAGAAAACGAAAAACAUCAUGAUAAAGAAGCUAACGGUCAUCCUCACAAGAAUGAAGAUAAGACUGAACAGCCGUCUCUACAGCCUCUCCUGGAACCAGACAAGGAAAAGCAGAAGCCACCUCUCGCUGGUCCAGAAAUCGAUGAUCUUGAUGAACGGCCAGUAGAUGCCACUCCUUACCCUGGUAUAGAUGAUGGACUUCUGGAAAAUGGUGACAAAAAUCCAUACGACCCUCAUGUAGGCGUGGACACAGACGCGGAGACUCACCACUCUCACGAGACGCAUCCGACACGAGAUGACGGAGUCGUUACGGACGGUAAAUGGCCCUGGCCGCCUGCCGACGAGGCGGACUACCCAUACGGUGAUGGAUUCAAUGGAUUGAGUCCGAGAUUUGGUAUCGAUGAUAGACCUGGCUCGCCCAUGAUACCCGGGACCUCCAUCCCGGACGUGAACACGUACCAACAGAAGAAGAACCUGGCUCAGGGUAUGAUGGACCUCGCCUUACUAUCAGCUAACGCCAACCAACUCAGAUACGUGCUCGAGUCAGCCAGCAGCCACCCCUACUACUACCCCAGUCUAGUGUUCAUAUCUCUUAGUAUAGUUCUACAGAUCGCCGUGGGCGUCGGUCUCAUCAUGAACAGUCGGUACAACGUCAAAGACGAGAAGGACAUCUGUAAGGCUGACAAAAUAAAUAAUAUGACGGUACUAGGAGUGUUCCUGGUGACGAUAGUGAAUGUAUUCAUAACCUCCUUUAGUGUCGCUUCACCGACUGUCACUGUCGGAGUAGGGACUCAAGUGACCGCUAUACAACAGAGUGGGUGA